Molecule: messenger RNA, 2968 nt
Organism: Octopus bimaculoides (California two-spot octopus)
Lineage: Eukaryota; Metazoa; Mollusca; Cephalopoda; Octopoda; Octopodidae
Product: interleukin 17-like protein
Cellular component (GO): extracellular region
Molecular function (GO): cytokine activity
Source: RefSeq, a predicted model, not a curated record
CAAUUUAUAUAGAUCACAAUUUAUUUCACUUAAUAUCAGAUCCUUCACUUUACCGGAAGAAAAUGUUUCUGUAAUUUUAGUUAGUUCCUCCUGUUUAUAUUUAUAAUUUCUUUAGUUUUGGAAGCUUUAUGACAUAUGGUAAUUCCACUGCCUCAAAUAUUAUAUAUAAGUAAUCUCAGAGUAGCUGAUAUCAUCACAAGCUAAUAUUAUUUUAAAGAGCUAACACCCUCAAGAUUUGCUUGAUAAUAUAUAUACGUAUAUAAUACUAUUGUCAUCCUUUCCUUUCCAAGUGACCAACCAUUAUAAUGAAUACGACCAACGUUCUCCUCCAGGCUGUAAUCUUCCUCCUCACCAACGUCGUAUUGUUCAUAUCUUCGGCGUCAAUUCCGACUCAAUGUAAAAUACCAAAAGACUUGAAAGUCCAAUACGAGAAACUAUCCAGCGCAGCGAUCGGCAAUAACUUUUUUCUACCAGCUGAAAUAGCUCCAGCGGGAAGUGACCAACAAGAACUGACCGAAGGGGAUAAAACGUGCCCAACAUCUCCUGUAUCUACUGAUAUCAUCCGCGAACGUUCAACCUGCCCAUGGUACCUGAAAAUUACCCACAAUUCGACAUAUUUUCCUCCAUCACGCACUGAAGUCGUUUGUCGCUGUACAGACUGUCUGGACUCUGACAGUAAUCAUCAAUGUGUGAUGGUAUAUACUCCAACGACUGUCCUGAAACGUACAGUCGAAUGUAUUGAUGGACUGUACGUUUAUCAACCAAGUGUCAUCCAUGUAGCCACAGCCUGUGUGUGUGCACGGAAAAUCGAUAUAAUAUCCGGAGGAAAUGGUGACGAAUAUGAGUCGUAAUAUCGGCCAAAAUCAUCAAACAUUCAAUUGUGUGUAACACAAAAGUUUUUCAUAAUGUUAUGGAAGUUUAAGUAAACCACUGUGUGGUUGUUAUACGAAACAUGUACAGAAAAAAAAAUCAUACAAGCGUGUAUAUGCAAAUAAACGCUCGCUCAUUAUUUAUCUCUUUCUCUCUCCUUUUUUCACACACACUCACAUAUAUAUGCGUUUUGCUUGUAUAUAUAUACAUAUACAAAUAUACAUACACUCAAACACACAAACACACUCCCAUCCAUCCAACAUACAUAUACACAGGCAAAUAUAAAUAUAUAUAUAUGUGCAUAUAAAUAUGCAUAUAUCUAUAAUAUGGGACAGAGAGGACGGACGUUUUUGAAAACUUCACAAAAUCAUUCAUUUUAGAUGCAAACAAAUUUCUUUGACAUCAAUGUGUUCGUUUUGAAUUAGCAUUUGUCAAAUGUGAGUGUGCAAAACAACAGCCAUCAUGUGGUGCUUGUUUUCAUUGAUGCAUUUCUGAAGGCGUUCUUGUAAGUUGGCCUCCAUUCUCUCCAGCAUUGCUUUGUCGAUUUGGGCGACUUCCAUACGAACAGCUUCCUUCAAAUCGUCCAAUGUACAGAGCUUAUGUGCAUAUAGAUGUACCCUGAGGUUUCCUCACAAGAAAUAAUCACACAUGGACAAAUCAGCAAACCUGGAAAUGAAGUAGUCACUGAAGAGAGGGCGAAGAACAUCCAUUGAUGCUCUGACUGUAUGGGCCGUCGCCCCAUCCCUCACACGUCGAGUAGGCAUAAAGUUUCGUUGUAAUUCAGGCACAAAAAAAUUGUUUGUCAUCUCGAUGUAACGCUUGGAGUUCACAGUAAAAGCAUUUUCAUUAUUGUCUUCAACAAAGUAAGGAGCAGUGACUGUAGCUUUUCCAACAGCACACCAGACCGUCAGUUUUGGCCUGUGCAAUACACCACGUACUGAAUAGUAACUGUCGGACAUAUAUACCUCCUGCUGGGUCUGAGUAAUGGCUAUUUCAAAAACGUCCGUCCUCUCUGCCCCGUUCUGUAUUUGAAAAUGCACACACGCAUACAUACAUACAUACAUACAUACAUACAUAAAUAAAUACAUACAUACAUACAUACAUACAUACAUACAUAGGCAAAAACUUUCCUAAAUGCUGCUGAAACGUAUUUCUUCCAAAUAAGUUUGUUUUCUAUUUUGUAAACACUGAAGGGAACUCUUAUCUUACUUACUAUCAUAUUUAAUACAACAUUAACAUUUCCUUUUUUUCCUUUUCUUUUUUUUUUCUACCUCAACCUAUAUUAGGCUUUAUUUUAUAUAAAUAUUUCAAACCAAUAAAUGGUAUUGGAGUAUAUUUCCAUAUACAUGACCCUUUCUUAAAAUUACAUACUCCGAUCAUUAUGGUUUAAUCCUCAUUACAUGAACCAACCAAGAAUAGAAAUACAGACACCUGCACACACAUUCCAGUGCACAUAUUAUCCUUCUUCGCUGACACUCUGUCGUACAUAUAAAAAAAUUUAACUACGGAACAUAACUGUAGUAAUAAGCAAAAUGAAUAUAAGAGAGAGAGAGAGAGAGAGAGAGAGAGAGAGAGAGAGAGAGAGAGAGAUGUAUAAAGUUGAGCGAUUUGUCAGAUGAAUGUAUAUAAUAUUUAAUUCCUGGCUUUCGUAGGAUUACAGCCGUUUCGCAACUUUCUACAUGUCUUACUUUCUCUAUACUAGGAAUGUAUUCUUAUAUACCAUUGUUCAUCAUUGUAGAGUACAAUUCUAUAUUCCAAAAUUGAUGCAAAUAAAGAAAGCUAGCUUCCACAGAUAUUUGACAUUGUAACUAACUAUUACGUGAACUGAUAGGCGAGUCCGUAAGAGGAGCUUACUGUGAUAGCUGUAAGAUUCUCUGAAUCCAUAUCCAUAUCAUAUAGUUACUUAAACACUAGUACUGAGUUCACUAAUAUUUACAUUUAUGUAAUAUUUACAUAAAUAUUUGAUUUUUAUAUGUGCGCAUUUUUUUAUAUACUUUAACAUUAUUCAUUAUGUACGUGUGAGCGGAUGUAGGCGUGAGUAUCUGUUUGUAUAUGUAUUUGCUUGGGCACAGAUGCUCAUAUAUAUAUAUAUGUGUGU